Molecule: messenger RNA, 2464 nt
Organism: Chinchilla lanigera (long-tailed chinchilla)
Lineage: Eukaryota; Metazoa; Chordata; Mammalia; Rodentia; Chinchillidae
Gene: Ldlrad2
Product: low density lipoprotein receptor class A domain containing 2
Exons: 6
Coding region: 1-1323 (440 amino acids)
Molecular function (GO): protein binding
Source: RefSeq, a predicted model, not a curated record
AUGCGCGUUCCCAGCAGUCCCUGCGCCUCCCGCGCUGGCUCUAGCCCCGGCCCCAAAUCUCCAUGGCAACCCCUAGACACAAUCCUGGCCCAAAGGAGGAGCCCAAAGAUCAUGGUGAAGACACCAGAAGAGCUGGCAGACCCCGCCUCCCUUGCUCCUGUGUCCUGCCAGUGUCCCAGCUGGCUGCCAAGACCCCCACACCGCAGCAUCCCUGAAGACCCCAAACGGAAGAUUCCACAGGUCUGCCCCGCCCCUGGGCCCAGUGGAGCCCCGAUGGAACUGGCUCUCCUGCCCCAGAGGCUGCUGCUGCUGCUGGGGACAGCCACCUUGGCUGUGUCUGACCUGCAGACAGCCGACCUGGCGGAGCUGUGCGGGCGGACGUGGCACGGCGACGGGCUGCUGCUGCGCUCGCACGCGGCCUCGCGCAGGUUCUACUUCGUGGCUCCGGACACCGACUGCGGGCUCUGGCUGCAGGCGGCCGCCCCGGGCGACAGGAUCCGCUUCCAGUUCAGCUUCUUCCUGGUCUACAGCCUGACCCGGGCGGCGGCGCCGGAGCCGGCGCCCAACGCCUCCGCCCCGGCGCCCGCAGACCCCUGCUCCCCCGGCUCCUACGUGCAGCUCUACGAGGGCCCGCCCGGGGCGCCGCGGCCGCUGGGGGCCCCUCUCUGCGGCCUCACUAUCCCCGCCCCCGUGGCCUCCUCCGGACGCUUCCUAGGCCUGCGCCUGGUCACCAGAGGCCGCCAGCCGCGCGUGGACUUCGUGAGCGAAGUCACCUCUUUCCACUUGGGAUCCUGUGGUGCCUACUUCCACUGCCAGAACGGCAGGUGCAUUCCCCCAAGCCUGGUGUGUGACCCCUGGGGCAUGGACAACUGCGGGGAUGGCAGCGACCAGGGCUCCUGGCCACCAGCCAGCUGCAGAGGUCCCCCUCUGCCACCCAGCCAGGCAGGGAGCACAGACGACUCCUCCAAGCCCCAGACUCUCUCCACGGCUCUGGGUUCCGCGGGGAGUGCAGUGGAGAGGAGGCCCCCGGCAGGCUGGGACCCCGCUCAGCAGGAGGCAGCUCUGGAAGGCCCCGGGCUGCAUGCUGCGGCGCUGGCCUCCUUGCUGCUCCUGGCCUCAGCCGGCCUCCUUGUGGGCCUGCUUUGGUGCUGCUGCUCUUCGGGCUGGGCGGCCAGGCAACCGGGUGCCCGAGACCUGUGCCUCAGAUACGGUGCAGUCUGCAACAUCUGCUACCCAUGUCCUGGCCGCGUGGCCCCUGGGGAACUCCGGGGGCAGGGCCCAGCUUUCCAGGACCAGGGAGGCCUUCGGGAGACCGGGCUCUGACCGCCUGGCCUCCCACGGUCACUUAACUCUCGGGGUCUCACGAUGCCUCUCUGGGAAAUUGGACAGCUCCUGCCUCAAGCCAUGGUAAGGGUUGCGGAGGCAAAGCACACACAGGGCCCGGUCCCGUGGCAGCGCUGGGGCUAUCACUCGGCUGGGUCAAGGACAGGACAGUGCGACCCCCGUGCCCAGGGCAGGGCGCGGGCGCCUCGCUUCACACCUGGACCUCAGCAGCCAGCUGUGUCUCCGGCCAGCCUGCCCUCCAGUGCCACCGAGUCAAAUCCCAAAGAGGCACAGCAGACUCCCGGCGGGGAUAGCACCGUUUAUUAGGAAGAAUCAAGACAAAGACCACAGGAGGGUCCCUGCUGGGGCCCGAGGCCAGGCAUCCCAGUGCCAGAGUAUGGGGACGGCCGACCACUGGGUCCUCGGGCUGUCACCCCCCACUUCCUCCCAGUCGGGGUCUCAGGCGUCCCCACCCGAAGGCACUGGCUCUUCCUGACCACCAGCUCCUCCACGUCCCUGGGCCUUCACCUCCAGAAGAGUGAGGGGUGUGGCCAGGUGUGGGCUGAGCCCUCGGUGUGGGUGCUCCAGGGAGGAGUGGGGGCGGGACCCUGGGCGGUGGGAGGGUGGUGGGAAGGGGGGGCUCUGCCAGGGGUGGUGGCCUGCGCUGGGUGGAGGUGGCGGCUGGGAGGGGCUGGCAGGGAAAGGGUGAGCUGCCUUCUGCUCUACAAGGGGCGCUAAAGACUUUUCCAGCCGACUGGUAGGUGGCAAGGCCCUGUGACGCCCCUUAGGCAGUCAGCUGGGGGGCACCAGGUGGUGAGCUCAGCUGGUCCUCAGGAAGCAGGGCUACCCAAGGGCUUCCCCAGUGGGCAACCCAGUUCUACUUUCGGGGGCUCCAUCAGGGCAGGAGGAGUUGGGAUACAUCUGGGCGCACCAGCCACUGUCCCCGACCUCAAGUCUUGGUGGCUUUCUGAGUGAGGCAACAGACCCUCCCACCCGCCUUGCCCACUGGCCUCAGGGCCUCGCCACACACGUGAGAGGCUGGCACGCCCACCCUCCAGUCCAGCCCAGGGCAGUAGCAGCAAAGCGUGGCAUUGCCUCAGUUUCUUACAAAAAACUCAUAAUAAUAAUAAAAUAUUAAUAA